CCCGCUCCGUCCGUUCCGCGCAAAACGCCACCGCCACCACGUGGAGCCUUUCUCCUGUUCUGUUCCGUUCAGUCGUCUCUCUCUUUUUCUACCGAAAACGGUAACAGGCAGCAGGCACUUUUCAGCAGCUGCUCCGUGCGUGCGUGUGUGUGUGCGAUCCGACCGAUCUGUUCCGUUACGUUCCGUUACCGCUACCGCUACCCUCCGCGAGCUGCAGGCGUCCUUGCACAUUGUUUAAUUAUAGGACAACUACAACUCCUUCGCGCGACACUUUCCCGUUCUUAAUUACUAGCCAAGUCCACACCAAGCCGCAAGCAUGUCAUCCGCCGCCAAGAAACGCGACGCGCAGAAGAAGAAGGAUGCACGGAACAAGAAGAUCCAACAGAUACCCUCCACGAAGAAGGCCAAUGGCCAGCCGGAGCGCGAACUGACCGAGGAGGAGAAGCUGUGCGCCAAGCUGGAGGAGGAGGCCCGGAUCAGUGCGGAGGCCCGAUCCUGCACCGGAUCGCUGGCGGUGCAUCCGCGAUCCCGCGACGUUAAGAUCGCCAACUUCUCGAUCACGUUCUUUGGCUCCGAGCUGCUGCAGGACACCAUGCUGGAGUUGAACUGCGGACGUCGCUACGGCCUGAUUGGCCUCAACGGAUGCGGCAAGUCCUCGCUGCUGGCCGUCCUCGGCGGCCGUGAAGUGCCCAUACCGCCGCACAUCGACAUCUUCCAUUUGACGCGCGAAAUCCCGGCCAGCUCGAAGAGUGCGCUGCAGUGCGUCAUGGAGGUGGACGAGGAGCGCAUCAAGCUGGAGAAGCUGGCCGAGGAGCUGGCCAUGAGCGAGGAGGACGAUGCCCAGGAGCAGCUGAUCGACAUUUACGAGCGCCUGGACGACAUGUCCGCCGAUCUGGCGGAGGUCAAGGCGGCCCGCAUCCUACACGGUCUUGGUUUCGACAAGGCCAUGCAACAGAAACAGGCUAAGGACUUUUCAGGUGGCUGGCGCAUGCGUAUCGCCUUGGCACGUGCCCUGUUUGUGAAGCCCCAUCUGCUGCUGCUGGACGAGCCGACGAAUCACUUGGAUCUUGACGCUUGCGUGUGGCUGGAGGAGGAGCUUAAGACAUAUAAGCGCAUCCUGGUGCUCAUCUCGCACUCGCAGGAUUUCCUCAACGGCGUCUGCACGAACAUCAUCCACCACACGAGCAAGCGGCUCAAGUACUACACGGGUAACUACGAGGCCUUUGUGCGCACACGCAUGGAGCUGCUGGAGAACCAGAUGAAGCAGUACAACUGGGAGCAGGACCAGAUAUCGCACAUGAAGAACUACAUUGCCCGCUUCGGUCACGGCUCGGCCAAGUUGGCGCGGCAGGCGCAGUCCAAGGAGAAGACGCUGGCCAAGAUGGUGGCCCAGGGCCUCACCGAGAAGGUAUCGGACGACAAGGUGCUCAACUUCUACUUCCCAUCGUGCGGGAAGGUGCCGCCGCCGGUGAUCAUGGUGCAGAACGUUAAUUUCCGAUACAACGAUGAAACGCCAUGGAUCUACAAGAAUCUAGAGUUCGGCAUUGAUCUGGACACACGUCUCGCUUUGGUGGGACCCAACGGAGCCGGCAAGUCCACGCUGCUGAAGCUGCUGUACGGCGAUCUGGUGCCCACCUCCGGCAUGAUCCGCAAGAACUCACAUCUGCGCAUCGCUCGCUACCACCAGCAUCUGCACGAGCUGCUCGACCUGGACGUCAGUCCGCUGGAGUACAUGAUGCACGCCUUCCCCGACGUCAAGGAGAAGGAGGAGAUGCGCAAGAUCAUCGGUCGCUACGGCCUCACCGGCCGCCAGCAGGUCUGUCCGAUCCGCCAGCUGUCCGAUGGCCAGCGGUGUCGCGUGGUCUUUGCCUGGCUGGCCUGGCAGGUGCCGCACCUCCUGCUGCUGGACGAGCCCACCAAUCACUUGGACAUGGAGACCAUCGACGCGCUCGCCGAUGCGAUCAACGAUUUCGAUGGCGGCAUGGUGCUAGUUAGUCACGAUUUCCGUCUGAUUAAUCAGGUGGCUGAGGAGAUUUGGGUGUGCGAGAAGGAGACGGUGACCAAGUGGAAGGGCGGCAUCCUGGACUACAAGGAUCAUCUCAAGAACAAGAUCACCUCCGAGAACGAGAGGAAGGCCAAGGCGGGAAAGUAGAUGCUAUCCGGUAGAGGCCAACGCCCACACACCCGCACACACACAGUCGCGCACCCAGAGCCCCACACUCCAAAAGUCCCACACCCCACCACCACAAACCCACAAAGCCACAAGGACAUUCAGGCCACGAUCCCUUCUCUUCAAUAGGCGGCGGGCGAUAUCCGGAUACUGCCCGUUCGCUCGCUAUGAUUGAUCCUCUGCGAAAUUAGUCUUGAGUUUACAGUACGCUACAACCAAGUCAUAUGUAAACAGCAAUCCGAUCUGCAAAAAACAGUCAACAAUAAAACUAAAACACCCAAUCCAAUCCACAACACAUCAACCACAAUCACAUGAACCACAACCGUUGAGAACUCAACAAGAAUACACAAAUUUUAGCUGAAUUUUUUUCUUUUUAUGUGUCGAAUUAAACUAAAUAAAAAUUAUAAAUAUAUAAGUAUAAAGUGGACAACAACAACAACAGCAACAAGAACCAGGAACUACAACUUAUAAAUACAAACCAACAACCAACUACAAAACUGCUUGUGAUCUUGCGCUUAUGUAAUUUCGUUUAAUUCUUCGCUAGGUUUCAUAUAAACAUAUAUAUAUAAAGAAAUAUAUUUUAUUUUUUUGUAAUUUAUUUACGCCUUAACUAUAUAUAUUUACACAUUAAACAAUUAAAACUACAAUAACAAAAGCAUGUAAUUAAAGUUCUAAAUAAGCAAGAGUCGAACCAAAAUGUGUGUGAGAAACGAUGUUAAACUGCCCUCCCAAAUCCGAACCGUGAUUUUGUUGCCCGCGGAUUCGACAAAGACAGCGUUUGCUUGGCGAUUCAAAUAAUCGAUUUACAUAAAUUAAAAUUAGAAAACCAAAAUACAAAAUGCAAAAAACAAAACACAGGCAUAGAAUGGAUUAAUGGGUAUUACGUGAAACAUACAUAUACAUAUAUGAAAAUUUACAAGUUACAUAAACAACAAAAAACAGAUAUUAUAGGUUAUUUAACAAAUUGGAAUUGUAAACUCCAGCGAAAAAAACAAAACGUUUUGUAUGCAAAAAACAAAAAACACAAAAAUACGAAAUAGAUUCAAUGGGAUAUAGAUAUCUAAACGAUUUGAAGCUGAAAAUCAGUUGUGGCAGCCGAAAUGUAUCGUAUUAAUUAGCUAACAUAAAUGAGAAAUUGCUAAGAUAAAAAAGAGUUGCUUGACAAGGUAAAUAAACAAAUUAAAUGACCAAAUUAA
Molecule: messenger RNA, 3366 nt
Organism: Drosophila gunungcola (fruit fly)
Lineage: Eukaryota; Metazoa; Arthropoda; Insecta; Diptera; Drosophilidae
Product: ATP-binding cassette sub-family F member 2
Exons: 5
Coding region: 317-2152 (611 amino acids)
Molecular function (GO): ATP hydrolysis activity; ATP binding
Source: RefSeq, a predicted model, not a curated record